This is a messenger RNA of Bufo gargarizans (Asiatic toad), 2031 nucleotides long. RefSeq names its product POU class 6 homeobox 2 (gene POU6F2). Bases 1 to 2031 code for a protein of 676 amino acids. The record is from RefSeq and is a predicted model, not a curated record. The transcript is spliced from 9 exons. NCBI's taxonomy places the organism in Eukaryota, Metazoa, Chordata, Amphibia, Anura, Bufonidae. Gene Ontology annotation, biological process: regulation of transcription by RNA polymerase II. Gene Ontology annotation, molecular function: DNA-binding transcription factor activity, RNA polymerase II-specific; RNA polymerase II cis-regulatory region sequence-specific DNA binding.
AUGAUAGCCGGAAAACUCAGUAAGCCCUUGCUGCUACUGCGGAGUGAGAUGAAUGCAGAGUCGAGAGGUGAGGACAAGGCAGCUACUUCAGACAGCGAGCUGAACGAGCCCCUGCUUGCUCCCGUGGAAUCAAAUGAUGGUGAGGACACUCCCAGCAAGCUCUUCGGGGCCAGAGGCAACUCCGUGCCGGCUGAGUCAGGUACAAAUCCUGAUCCUCACCACCCGAGCCAGUCUCAUCCAGGAUUCUCGGUUGGACCUCAGUCACUGCUAGCAGCACAACAACUGGCAUCGGCGGUCGCUGGAGUGAUGCCAGGGGGUGCUCCUGGCCUCAACCAGCCAAUCCUUAUCCCAUUUAACAUGGCCGGACAACUUGGUGGACAACAAGGACUGGUGCUGACAUUGCCUACAGCUAAUCUCACAAACAUUCAAGGCCUGGUGGCAGCCGCAGCUGCAGGAGGAAUAAUGACUCUGCCAUUGCAAAAUCUACAAGCUACCUCAUCCCUGAACUCACAACUUCAGCAGCUUCAGCAUCUACAGCAGCUACAUCAGCAUCAUCACCACCACCAUCAUCAAGGAUCACAGCAACAACAACAGCAGCAACAGCAGCAAACGUCAGCCCAGCAUCAGCAAUCACCCCAGCAGUCAUCUCAGCCUCAUCCUUCACAGCAAUCCCAACAGCAACAAAAUCAGCAACAGCAGCAAAACCAAACACCGAACAAAAGCCAGAGCCAACUUGCUACAAGCCAGCAGCCCUGCAGCUCACCCCAAAAGCCCAAUCAAUCACCAGGACAUGGCCUUCCUUCCCCAAUGACCCCACCAAACCCAUUGCAGAUGGUCAAUAAUCCCUUAGCAAACCAGGCAGCAGCAGCCGCAGCAGCGGCAGCUGCCAUGGGCUCCAUAGCAAGUUCACAGGCCUUUGGGAAUGCACUCUCCAGUCUGCAAGGUGUUACUGGUCAGCUGGUCACCAAUGCACAAGGACAGAUUAUUGGAACAAUUCCACUCAUGCCAAGCCCAGUGUCAUCAAAUCAAGCGGGAGGUGGAGCUCAGGGACUUCAAGUGCAACCCAUUACACCACAGCUGCUGACAAAUGCCCAGGGACAGAUCAUUGCCACUGUAAUAGGGAACCAAAUUUUACCAGUGAUCAAUACCCAGGGUAUUACGCUCUCUCCACUCAAACCUGGACAACAGCUCCAUCAACCAGCACAAGCACCGGUGGGUCCAGCAACAUCACAGGCAAAUCUUCUGCAUUUGGCUCAUAAUCAGGCAUCAAUGGCUCAAAGUCCAGUCCGCCAAUCUUCAUCUUCUUCCUCUUCAUCUUCCUCUUCGUCAGCUUUGAGCGUUGGUCAGUUAGUCAGCAAUCCACAAACUGCCGGUGGAGAGGUUGAUGGGGUAAAUCUGGAAGAAAUCAGAGAGUUUGCUAAAGCUUUUAAGAUUAGACGCCUUUCACUUGGCUUGACUCAAACACAGGUUGGCCAAGCAUUAAGUGCAACAGAGGGUCCAGCCUAUAGCCAGUCAGCCAUCUGCAGACACACCAUCCUGAGAAGCCACUUUUUCCUACCACAGGAAGCCCAAGAGAACACUAUAGCUAGCAGUCUGACAGCCAAACUGAACCCUGGCCUUUUGUAUCCUGCCAGGUUUGAAAAGCUGGACAUCACCCCUAAAAGUGCCCAGAAGAUAAAGCCAGUCCUUGAGAGGUGGAUGGCUGAGGCUGAGGCCCGCCACCGAGCAGGAAUGCAGAACCUGACAGAAUUUAUCGGCAGCGAGCCUUCAAAAAAACGCAAGAGACGCACCUCAUUCACACCACAGGCUCUAGAGAUCUUGAACGCCCAUUUUGAGAAGAACACACACCCUUCUGGACAGGAAAUGACAGAAAUUGCAGAGAAGCUGAACUAUGACCGGGAAGUUGUCCGGGUAUGGUUCUGCAACAAGAGACAAGCUCUCAAGAAUACAAUAAAACGCUUAAAACAACAUGAGCCGGGCACAGGAGUCCCUAUGGAGUCUUUAACAGACUCAAUGGAAGAAAAUUCCUAA